AUGAGAAACAUAUACAAAAUUACUUACUCAAUUGGAUUUAAGAAUGAAUUUCUUGAUGUUCAUACUGAAAAUGUGAAUGGUACAUUAAUAACUCCAGUGUUUCAUAAACCCGCUGCUGAACCAUACGUAUUACCAUUUGGAUCAGAUCAUCCUCGACAUAUUUACAUUAAUAUUGUCUAUGAAGCAUUAUUACGUGCUGCUCGAUUAUCUUCAAAUGUGCAAACAUUUGAUAAAGAACGAUUGCGAAUAGAAAUGAUCUUAUUAUUAAAUGGUUAUCCACCAAAAUUUAUUAGACAACAUUUCCAUCGAUUCUUCCGACUAAAUCAAGCGAUGGAAGUUUUAACUCUAUUAAAUGUAAGACAAUAUGAAAAAUUGCAUGAAAAAUUAUUAUAUUUGCCAACACGACGAGAAAAGAAAGUUCUUCUUCAUCAAAGAGCCGCACUAACAACAAUCGCUGAUGAUGAUGAUGAUAAUAAUAAGCAUUUAUAUAACUCUGAUGAUCAAGCCAUAUCACCGGAGAGUGAUUUUGAAGGAAGCGUUCUCGCACAAUAA
Messenger RNA from Adineta ricciae, 552 nucleotides. The record is from the annotation of a GenBank genome assembly. NCBI's taxonomy places the organism in Eukaryota, Metazoa, Rotifera, Eurotatoria, Adinetida, Adinetidae.